Molecule: messenger RNA, 1597 nt
Organism: Pararge aegeria (speckled wood butterfly)
Lineage: Eukaryota; Metazoa; Arthropoda; Insecta; Lepidoptera; Nymphalidae
Product: acetylcholine receptor subunit gamma-like
Exons: 1
Coding region: 1-1233 (410 amino acids)
Biological process (GO): signal transduction; regulation of membrane potential; chemical synaptic transmission
Cellular component (GO): neuron projection; membrane; synapse
Molecular function (GO): neurotransmitter receptor activity; extracellular ligand-gated monoatomic ion channel activity; transmembrane signaling receptor activity
Source: RefSeq, a predicted model, not a curated record
AUGAUAACCAUGUUAGUUAUUAUUUUAACCCUAGUAUCACUUAUUGAUGUGACAAUAAAUAGUGCCAUAGACAACAGAUCUACAGAUAUCAAAGCUGAACAAAGACUUCGUAGUGAUCUCCUUAAAGACUACAUCUCUUAUAAACCUCCGAGCGCAGACACAACGACCGUCCAAAUAAAAUUCAUUCUAAAACACUUCAGUUUUAAUGAAGAAGACGAUAAUUUUGAGAUGAGCACGUGGGUAUUCCUCGAGUGGCAGGAUUCAAGGCUUGCGUGGAAGCCUGAGGACUAUAGCAACAUAGAUGAGACCAAAAUUCGAUCGAUGUUCAUCUGGAGACCAUCCUGCUCUUUCAAAAACGUGGAUCAGUUAAACGACGACGCGAACACGGAAUGGGUUAAGCCAUCAGCGGUCUGUAAACUGAUGAGUGAAGGGAACGUCACAUGUGCUUUACAGUUAUAUCAUCAGACAAAUUGCGAGGCGAAACUGAACAACUGGCCGUACGAUACGAAAAAUUGUACAUUUAUAUUUAUAGCGCGGCGAUCUGUACCUAUACAUUCCGAACAACAUCACCGUGUGAAGUUUUCCUUUCCUCCUGAGAAAACAGCACUUAAUUCCUUAACAUACGGCCCUGGGUGGGAUUUGAUUGACUACAACAGUAGCAUAACGCAAAUUAAUGGAACGUCUAUACAAUUUAACUUUGUAUUUCAAAGGCAAGCAUUAGGUUUUGUUACCAUCGUUAUUAUACCAUCUUUAGCUACGGCUGCGUUUACUUUGUGUUCAGUGUUUUUGGAUUUUAGGUGUUACAUUCGAAUUGUUAUGAUCAGUUUUAGCUUACUCAUCCAUUUUUCAUUAUUGGAAAUCAUGAGUGUUUUCUUGCCAUUUCACGAAGUUGCGACACCAUUCAUUUUGUUAUUUAAUUGUGCGUCCAUUAUUGUUACCACGUGUGUUAUUUUAUUGACUGUAACUUUAAAUAUGCUAUUAAGAAUGCAAAUAACAUCAGCAUCUAAGAUUGUAAGUUUUAAUGAAAGUGUUCUAGGAACGUCUUUGAAAUAUUUUAUAGUUCCAAAGUGGAAAGUGAUUUCAACUGGAGAAACUGAAUAUUCGAUUAACAAUGCAGAAAUUCGGAUAAACCUCGCAAGUAUAGUCAACAGUUUAUUCCUUUAUGUAUUUUUAGUUGUGUAUUUAAUUUUAUAUUGUGUUCUUAUGCCUCAGCCGGAAGGAUUUAAACAAUGAAGCUAAGGAAAUGUAUUCAAAAUUAGCAAUUCUAACAAUUUAAAAGUUUUUAUAAGUGUUUAAGGGAAACCAAUGAAUAAAUCGAUUUUAGAGGUUCUUUGGUAACUUUCAACUUUCUGUUAAAAUUUUGCGAAAUUUAAAAGUUAUUUGUUUGUAAAGUAUUUUGAAAACUGAUAGGGAUGAAAACGUAGGUAUUUAAUGCACAACACUUAAAAGUUUAGGUGAACAAAAAAUAAAUGUAAGCAGAUAUUUAGUGUCGUUUGCAGUUAAUUUUAGAGCAUUAUAAUUUUUAGCUUUUUAGUAUACAACGUGUAACCGAAUUAACAAAUAAUGUUGAUGGAUACAUAGGUAUAUUUCAUAAGGA